Mya arenaria is the source of this 1327-nucleotide messenger RNA. RefSeq lists its product as uncharacterized. The transcript has 5 exons. The coding region runs from base 172 to 1098 and encodes 308 amino acids. Gene Ontology annotation, molecular function: protein binding. Lineage: Eukaryota; Metazoa; Mollusca; Bivalvia; Myida; Myidae. The record is from RefSeq and is a predicted model, not a curated record.
UUUCUUUUUGUAUUCAAAACAUAUCCUUAUAUGGAAAUAUAAGAAUUCGAAACGGGUCUGUGCAAAACAAAUAUAAAUGCAGAACUAACGCAGCAUCAGUGGACAUAACAGUGCCAUCCCUUCUACGGAUAACACUUGUAUAGCUACUUGUUUCAGUGAACACAUCAAAAAAUGACUGGAUUUCUUCAGCUGUUGUUAUUUGUCAGCACGACCCUUGCCUCAGAGUCAUCGUGUCCAGUAUGCUCCAAAUACGACUACGAGGAAAAAUUGCUUGAGAGAAUGAUUCGCAUGGAGUUCGAUUUUAGAAAAGUGUUAACGGAAAACAAAGUUGUAAGCGAAACUGUUGAGCACGACCUAACAAAGAUCAAGAAAGAAAACAAACGCUUGUACGGCGAAGUUGAUGCCUUAAAGGCCGAACACGAGCAAGCAGAGCGUAGACUGAUUUUGCUCAUGGAAGAUGUUGUGAGAAACCAAAACAUCACACUCGAGCAAGCAGAGCGUAGACUGGUUUCGCUCAUGGAAGAUGUUUCGACCAAUUCCAACAAUACCUUGGAACGAAUAAGUGCCGCCUUCGACAAUAUAACAGAGCAAGCAGAGCGUAGACUGGUUUCGCUCAUGGAAGAUGUUUCGACCAAUUCCAACAAUACCUUGGAACUAAUAAGUGCCGCCUUCGACAAUAUAACAGACCAAAUUGCUACUCGUUCGGUGUACUUCCACGCCCACUCUCCACAGACUAGCACUCUGUCCACAGGUGAGGUGAUAGUGUACGAGAGAGUUAAGACCAACGAGGGCAACGGCUACAACGCCACAACAGGCACGUUCACCGCUCCAGCACAGGGACUCUACUUGUUCAUCAUGCAAAAAUGUUCGCCUCCUAAUAAAUAUAGUUAUCUCCAGAUAAUGAAGGAAGGUUCAGGCCUGCUAACAAGUGCACAUUAUGACGAAGACAAUCAUUCCUGUUCUAGUAGUCAGGCGUUUGUUCAGCUGGAUUUCGGAGAAACGGUCUGGAUACAUUGCUCCAGAGGGGGCCCAAACGCACAACUGUACGAGGAUUCUAAUCAUUGGAACAGUUUUGGUGGUGCUCUCUUUCACAUCUAACGUGCUUAGGUAAUUGACCCUAGACAACCAAAAGACAGAACAGAUACAAACAAAAAGGAAGUAAAUUUCGUAGUGAUUAAUUAUUUAUUUUAAAAGAUAAAAAUAUUAACACUAUUUGAAUGAUUUUUUGCUACAACUUGUAUCAUUAUAUGAAUAUUGUUAGAUAUCGUCUGUGUAAUUCGCCAACAUGCUACGCAAGUAUAUGUUCUAUUAAAACUGAGAACACAUA